AUGGAUGGUUUAAAUGCAAAAAGUCAAGAGGAGACUCAAGAAGAAAUUAUGCCACUACGAACAUUUAGUUCUCGACGUCAACAUCAAAAAUUACAGUUUGCAGAAGAAAAAGAACAACAAGAAAAAUCACCGUCAUCUUUGAAAUCUUCUAUACGAACUACUCGUCUUUUAUCAAUUUAUGAUCCAUCUCUUCAAUUGCCAGGUGCAAAACUCUUGCAAUUACAACAAUUACAUAAUCAAUUUACACAGAAUAAUGAUUUAUCAAUCUCAGAAGAAAUAACUGAUGAACUACUUGAUAAAAUACCAUUCAAAAUUGAAAUAAUUCCUGAACGACGAGAUGAUUUUAUUGAACAAGAAAGUUCAUUAACAAAAAAUCGUCGACAUCAUAAAGAACCUUUGGAAAUACCAAAAGUUAUACCAAGUGGUUUAAGUGAAGAACGUCGUCUAGAAAUAAUUGAAGAAAUUCUUAAAAAUUUAAAUAAAAAAAAUCUACUUGAUGAUAUUCGUCGAGCAGAUGCCAUACCAUUUCGAUUACCAAAAAAUAAUCAACUACAAAAAAAGGUAGCUGAACGUAUUCGUGAUUUAACUGGAAGCGAAAUAGUUAUGCUUAAUGAUCAUGUUUAUAUGAAAAAUUUAUGUCAACGUACUGAUGAAGAAUAUAAAAAAGAACUUGAAGAAAAAUUAAAACGACUUGAAUCAAAUGAAAAACGUCGAUUAUUAUUUGAAAAUAUUUUUUCAAUUUGA
Messenger RNA from Rotaria sordida, 744 nucleotides. The record is from the annotation of a GenBank genome assembly. Lineage: Eukaryota; Metazoa; Rotifera; Eurotatoria; Philodinida; Philodinidae.